This is a messenger RNA of Arthroderma uncinatum, 1383 nucleotides long. RefSeq names its product cAMP-independent regulatory protein pac2. Gene Ontology annotation, molecular function: DNA binding. The record is from RefSeq and is a predicted model, not a curated record. The transcript has a single exon. Bases 1 to 1383 code for a protein of 460 amino acids. Lineage: Eukaryota; Fungi; Ascomycota; Eurotiomycetes; Onygenales; Arthrodermataceae.
AUGGAGACAUAUCAUGGUCACGUCCGCACCCCUGCGGAUGCGAUUAUCCUCUUUGAAGCAUGCCGUAUUGGACUAUUGCCCAGAGUUCAGCGAAGAUUAUCAGAAAAGGAGAGACAGUCGAUAAAGUCGGGCUCCGUGUUCGUCUGGGAUGAGCGAGAAGCCGGCAUGAGAAGAUGGACGGACGGCAAAUCAUGGAGCGCCAGCAGGGUAUCAGGCAGUUUCUUGACAUAUCGAGAGAUGGAAGGCAAACGGGGAGGCAGCCAUGCUGCCCAGGCGUCCUCGAGAGCCGGAAAGACGCCCGAUAGCAACAGGGGAAGCGACGAGGACGGAGGCGAAGGAGGCGAAGAAGGACCUGAUGGCUACCGAUAUAAACCCGACGGCCUGAUGAAACAGUCGUUCAGUAUCACAACUUCCGCUGGCCAGCAUCUUCACUUGAUCAGCUAUUAUGCCAGGUCUCACCCGACCGUCCCUGGUCUUAACCAGCCUUCAACGGAUCCAUCAUUACGACAUAUCCAGCCCCAGAAGGGUUUGUACCCAGAGUCCAGCGUCAACGACCAACAGAACCUUCCAGUCGUGACCCGCGGCCCUAUGGCAGGAACCGCCUUCUCAGUACCGCCGCCCUUACCGCACUAUGGCCGUCCAGCGGCUGCUCAUCCCCAUGGCUACUCUCCGGCACCGUAUAAUUGGCCGUCAACCCCGAUGAACGGACCGCCAACGCAUGCGCAGCCCCCAUACACCGGUAGCUAUCUACCGCCACUGUCAGGAGCCAGUGGACACGCGCAGUACCAGUACGCUCAACAUCCUCACUUACCACCUUCCCAGCCAGCUUAUCCCCAUCAAUACGACCGUCCUCAUCCUGCCGAGGCUCCGACUCCCCCAGCCUCUCAUGGAAGUAGUGGCCAUAACGUUAGCCCACGCGGCUACCCUUAUUAUACUGCAACUAGAUCACCCGGGCAUCCGCCAGCCGGCCAUAUGGGGCCAGGAGAAAAUAUAUAUCAACCCGGCGGUAAAAUGGACCCACGUCUCAGCGUGUCUUCGUCCGACUCUCGCUCUCCCAGACAAGCCAUGAGCUCGCUACAACAUACACCUGUCAAAUCACCAGGCCUAUCACAUAUCGGUCGCUCACCUCAAUCCUCUAGCAUGCAGAACGGCCAUGCUCAUGAUGGGCCAUCAGGCUCCUCUGCAACCUCGGUUCCAAGUAUCAACGCCCUAAUGAACGGCCCACCACUGAACGAUAGCCCGAAUAUGCAGGGCUAUCGUCAAGGAGGAGCUCCAGCACCAGGCGUCGGCGGAGAAGGACCAAAAGAUAUUCCAAGCGAAAAGAUAGGAUUUGGUGAAGACAUGAGAGCCCUUAGACAGCUUGAUAGGGUGUUUACUGCCUAA